Drosophila ananassae is the source of this 12834-nucleotide messenger RNA. RefSeq names its product mucin-17 (gene M7BP). The transcript is spliced from 17 exons. Bases 566 to 12418 code for a protein of 3950 amino acids. NCBI's taxonomy places the organism in Eukaryota, Metazoa, Arthropoda, Insecta, Diptera, Drosophilidae. The record is from RefSeq and is a predicted model, not a curated record.
CUCUCAUUCGCGUUUCAGCCGCUGCGUCGUAAGCUCUACCACACGGAGUGGCGCUCAGGAACGGAGAGUUACGAAACCGAACGCUCCCAGGCACAAACAGACAUACACACACCUACCCGUGAUGGGAAGUCUUGAAUUUGUGUAUCGCGCUGCCUGAUAAGCUGCUCCGUAAGCGACUGUGUGUUUUUUUUUUUUCGGGGAGGAAGCUCACUUGCCAAGUCUAAGGCAGUGCCGACCCGAUUCCAGUGGCAAAACAAUGGUCGUAACUGGCGCGUAAUUAACACACAAAAAGCACUGAAUACAACUUGGUAAAAAAGUUAAGAAAAAAUCCAAAAGUGAAGCGAAGCGAAUUUGUUUGGCAAAAGUGUUUUCAUGUGCGCGACAUUUUCGAGAGGCGGUACGGCAGUAAGAGCAGCUAGAGCAGCCAGAGCCCGCAGAUACAUCCAAACCGUGAGAUACUCGUACUCGUACUCGACGAACUAAAUGCGUGAGUGAGGCGGAAAUGGCUUAGGGCCGUUCGAAAUUUGCAAACAAACCGCGCACAAUCACCGGUGACAGCAGCAACAUGGCAGGUGAAGUACCCGCAACAGCAACACCAUCGCCAGUGGCACGCAACAUCAACAACAACGAUAACAACAACAACAGCGAUAGCAGCCAUAGCAGCAAGGAGAGUAGUCCUGUCCAGCAACAGCUAAACAGUAGUGUGGAUAGCGGGAUUGCGGUGCUGGAGGCAGAGACCCCGACCUUGAGGAGGCGGCAACGGCUGCAACAGUGCCAACGCAUCCUCCAGGUGUUGCAGCGGGACCGCCUCACCCAUCAGCAGCUGCGCGAUAGAUUAAGUAAACUAGCCAAUAAGAAGUGGACGAAGGAGGAGACCCGCGAGGAUCAAAACUGCAAUGUCUGCUGUGCAGACUUGGAUCUGAGCAGUGCCAAAAAUUAUGUGACAUGCUGCACCUGCGGAAAAUCUGUUUGCCGCGGACUCAAGUGCGCCGACUGGCGGCCCAAGGACGCCAAAUGGGAGUGCCAACUGUGCCAGAACUCCAAGGAGUCCCUGGCCCACACCUCCUCCUGGGUGGCGGAACAGAUGUCCUUCAACCAGCACAAGUUUGUCUAUCCCAUGAGGGCCCGCAGUGAGGUCUACAUACCAAUUGCAGGAGAUGGCAACGAUAGUAGCAUGCAAUUUGAGAGUGUUAGCCAGGUAGGACAGGCUAACAAUUUGGAUGAAAGGGCCAAGAUACGGGAAUACGUUGAGCAGAUCGUGGCCGAAAUGCUGGGCGGCAACCUGGAUCAGAUCAAAGUGGGGCAGCUGUCUAAAAGCGAGAACUACUUGCAACUCUUCGAUAAGUUCCAUGCGAAGCUGAGUAACCUGCUUAUCAAUUUGGAGAACGGUUUGUGUGCGCGCGCGCUCAAAGGGGAUCUGCCAGCCAUAGUGAAUGGCUAUAACAACAGUAGUAAUGGCAAUACCACCAACAAUAAUAACAACAACAACGAGCUGGCCGACAUCUCGCAGACCCGGCUAAGAAGUCUCAUCGAGACGAUUAUAGCGGAGACCCUGCGAAGUUCGUCCCUGAGUGCCAGCGGAGCCGUCUCGGAGAUUAGUUUGGACACCAGAUCCCACGUCUCGGAGCUGGCCAAUGGAAAUGGCCUAAAGCGGCGCCACCGCACUGAGCACUACUUUGAGCCAAAGAUCUACCAGGAUCUGCUGGCCACGGCGGUGCUAAAUAAGAUUGCGGAUAAGGAAGGGAAUACAAGGCUACUGGCGGAAAGCACGCCGGACUUGAGUGGUCACCACAUUGACGAGAAUUUCAAUGCCGAAGCGUUGAGCACCACGUCCGGUAGUUCCAUAGAGCCACGAAGUGAUAGCAGCCUAACCGAUCAUGAGAUUGUCUUGGAUAAUGGCAAAUCCCAAUCCCUGCAGGCGGAAUUGGAAAGGGAAUCGGUACUUAGUGAUUAUAUAGCCGCUCACAUGGUGCCACUUCCUGAUUUCUCAGCCUCUGUCACGGAAUCCGAGGAUGAUGUUGGAUCCAUCUCCUCGAGCAUGAUUGCUGAUGGAACCUGGGAAGACAAUUGGUUAUUUAAAAAGAAACGCAGCUCAGCCACUCCCAGCAGCAUUGGAAUGCUGGUGCCCGCGCCCAAGGAGAAUGUUCGGGCUCAGAUUGGCGACAAGACCGCCGACGAGGUCAGUGAUCUGUCGGAGAUGGGUUCGGAUGCCGAGGACAGUUCACUGGACUUGAUGCGCUGCAACGAGCUAAACGAUCGUCUUCUGAGCAAACACCUCAUCGGUGGCCAGAAUACGAAGCUCGUCCUGGACGAACUUGUCGAUCGCACCAGUCUCAUCUCCCACACAUUGCCGGAGGAGCACGAACCCGCAUUUACAGAGACCACUAAUGUUCUUCUGGUGGAAACCACGGGAGUGGCGCCACCGGUGUCGCCUCCACCUCCUCCUCCCAUGGUAUUCCAGGACGAUUCCGUGACAGAGGAGCCUGUUCCAGCUCCCAUUGCAGCCCAAGCCGACUCCGAGGAGCCAGCCAGCCUCGACGGCUGCACCGGCUUCAGCACGAUCGAGUACAUAGACGAGGAACAGAUGCACGAGUCUGUGCCCUCGGUGAUAGAGAUUCUGGCUGCCAUGGCCUUGGGACCAAUGCUGGCAGUUCCGGCCUCGGAACAGCCCGGCGCCAUGACCCCCAGCGAAAUGCAUACGCUCAAGGAGCUCAGCGACUUGGCCCUCGCCGAGAUUAACGCUCGCACAAUGGAGCUGGCACACCACUCCCUGGAUAUUAUCGAGGAGGAGAACACCGAACCAGUAGAAACAGAUGUCACUAAUCAUAUUUUAGAGCCUUCUGCACAAAUUUCUGCGAAAGAUACUGAAAACCUUGGAAAUGAUAAUCCUAUGAUAACAAAAAAUGAUGAUGAAAAAGAUCCUUCUCCCGAAUCUACCGCAGAAACUUCCACAUCUCCUCUUACUAAGAAUAAUCCUGCUCCAGAAUCUACAGAAAUAGCAGCUGAAACACCUACUGCGACAAAUCCUGCAGAACUAGCUGUGACUACAUCUGUUCCUGAAUUCAUAAAAGUUGAAGCUGCAGCACCAGCAGAAACAAUCCCAGCUCCUGUGGAAGCUCCAGUGGAUAAUCCUGUUCCAGAAAUCGCUGCAGUAGAAACUACAGCACCGGCGGAAACAAUCCUAGCUCCUGUAGAAGCUCCAGUGGAUAAUCCUGUUCCAGAAAUCGCUGCAGUAGAAACAACCCCAGCUCCUGUGGAAGCUGCAGUGGAUAGUCCUGUUCCAGAAAUCGCCGCAGUAGAAGCUGCAGCACCGCCGGAAACAAUCCCAGCUCCUGUGGAACCACCAGUGGAUAAUCCUGUUCCAGAAAUCGCUGCAGUAGAAACUACAGCACCGGCGGAAACAAUCCCAGCUCCUGUGGCAGCUCCAGUAGAUAAUCCUGUUCCAGAAAUCGCUGCAGUAGGAGCUGCAGCACCGCCGGAAACAGUCCCAGCUCCUGUGGAAGCUCCAGUGGAUAGUCCUGUUCCAGAAAUCGCUGCAGUAGAAGCUGCAGCACCGCCGGAAACAAUCCCAGUUCCUGUGGAACCACCAGUGGAUAAUCCUGUUCCAGAAAUCGCUGCAGUAGAAACAAUCCCAGCUCCUGUGGAAGCUCCAGUGGAUAGUCCUGUUCCAGAAAUCGCUGCAGUAGAAGCUGCAGCACCAACAGAAACAAUCCCAGCUCCAGUGGAAGCUCCAUUGGAUAAUCCUGUUCCAGAAAUCGCUGCAGUAGAAGCUGCAGCACCAACAGAAACAAUUCCAGCUCCAGUGGAUAAUCCUGUUCCAGAAAUCGCUGCAGUAGAAGCUGCAGCUCUGCCGGAAACAGUCCCAGCUCCUGUGGAAGCUCUAGUGGAUAGUCCUGUUCCAGAAAUCGCUGCAGUAGAAGCUGCAGCACCAGCAGAAACAAUCACAGCUCCAGUGGAAGCUCCAGUGGAUAGUCCUGUUCCAGAAAUCGCUGCAGUUAAAACUACAGCACCAGCGGAAACAAUCCCAGCUCCUGUGGAAGCUCCAAUGGAUAAUCCUGUUCCAGAAAUCGCUGCAGUAGAAACAAUCCCAGCUCCUGUGGAAGCUCCAGUGGAUAGUCCUGUUCCAGAAAUCGCUGCAGUAGAAGCUGCAGCACCAACAGAAACAAUCCCAGCUCCUGUGGAAGCACCAGUGGAUAAUCCUGUUCCAGAAAUCGCUGCAGUAGAAACUACAGCACCGGCGGAAACAAUCCCAGCUCCUGUGGCAGCUCCAGUAGAUAAUCCUGUUCCAGAAAUCGCUGCAGUAGGAGCUGCAGCACCGCCGGAAACAGUCCCAGCUCCUGUGGAAGCUCCAGUGGAUAGUCCUGUUCCAGAAAUCGCUGCAGUAGAAGCUGCAGCACCGCCGGAAACAAUCCCAGUUCCUGUGGAACCACCAGUGGAUAAUCCUGUUCCAGAAAUCGCUGCAGUAGAAACAAUCCCAGCUCCUGUGGAAGCUCCAGUGGAUAGUCCUGUUCCAGAAAUCGCUGCAGUAGAAGCUGCAGCACCAACAGAAACAAUCCCAGCUCCAGUGGAAGCUCCAUUGGAUAAUCCUGUUCCAGAAAUCGCUGCAGUAGAAGCUGCAGCACCAACAGAAACAAUUCCAGCUCCAGUGGAUAAUCCUGUUCCAGAAAUCGCUGCAGUAGAAACUACAGCACCGGCGGAAACAAUCCCAUCUCCAGUGGAUAAUCCUGUUCCAGAAAUCGCUGCAGUAGAAGCUGCAGCACCAACAGAAACAAUCCCAGCUCCAGUGGAUAAUCCUGUUCCAGAAAUCGCUGCAGUAGAAACUACAGCACCGCCGGAAACAAUCCCAGCUCCUGUGGAAGCUCCAGAUGAUAGUCCUGUUCCAGAAAUCGCUGCAGUAGAAACUACAGCACCAGCGGAAACAAUCCCAGCUCCUGUGGAAGCUCCAAUGGAUAAUCCUGUUCCAGAAAUCGCUGCAGUAGAAACAAUCCCAGCUCCUGUGGAAGCUCCAGUGGAUAGUCCUGUUCCAGAAAUCGCUGCAGUAGCAGCUGCAGCACCAACAGAAACAAUCCCAGCUCCAGUGGAUAAUACUGUUCCAGAAAUCGCUGCAGUAGAAACUACAGCACCGGCUGAAACAAUCCCAGCUCCUGUGGAAGCUCCAUUGGAUAAUCCUGUUCCAGAAAUCGCUGCAGUAGAAGCUGCAGCACCAACAGAAACAAUCCCAGCUCCAGUGGAUAAUCCUGUUCCAGAAAUCGCUGCAGUAGAAAUUACAGCACCGGCUGAAACAAUCCCAGCUCCUGUGGAAGCUCCAGUGGAUAGUCCUGUUCCAGAAAUCGCUGCAGUAGAAGCUGCAGUACCAGCAGAAACAAUCUCAGCUCCUGUGGAACCACCAGUGGAUAAUCCUGUUCCAGAAAUCGCUGCAGUAGAAGCUGCAGCACCGCCGGAAGCAAUCCCAGCUCCUGUGGAACCACCAGUGGAUAAUCCUGUUCCAGAAAUCGCUGCAGUAGAAGCUGCAGCACCAGCAGAAACAAUCCCAGCUCCAGUGGAAGCUCCACUGGAUAAUCCUGUUCCAGAAAUCGCUGCAGUAGAAGCUGCAGCACCGCCGGAAACAAUCCCAGCUCCUGUGGAACCACCAGUGGAUAAUCCUGUUCCAGAAAUCGCUGCAGUAGAAGCUGCAGCACCGCCGGAAACAAUCCCAGCUCCUGUGGAACCACCAGUGGAUAAUCCUGUUCCAGAAAUCGCUGCAGUAGAAGCUGCAGCACCAGCAGAAACAAUCCCAGCUCCAGUGGAAGCUCCAUUGGAUAAUCCUGUUCCAGAAAUCGCUGCAGUAGAAACAAUCCCAGCUCCAGUGGAAGCUCCAUUGGAUAAUCCUGUUCCAGAAAUCGCUGCAGUAGAAGCUGCAGCACCAACAGAAACAAUCCCAGCUCCAGUGGAUAAUCCUGUUCCAGAAAUCGCUGCAGUAGAAACUACAGCACCGCCGGAAACAAUCCCAGCUCCUGUGGAAGCUCCAGAUGAUAGUCCUGUUCCAGAAAUCGCUGCAGUAGAAACUACAGCACCAGCGGAAACAAUCCCAGCACCUGUGGAAGCUCCAAUGGAUAAUCCUGUUCCAGAAAUCGCUGCAGUAGAAACAAUCCCAGCUCCUGUGGAAGCUCCAGUGGAUAGUCCUGUUCCAGAAAUCGCUGCAGUAGAAGCUGCAGCACCAACAGAAACAAUCCCACCUCCAGUGGAUAAUCCUGUUCCAGAAAUCGCUGCAGUAGAAACUACAGCACCGGCUGAAACAAUCCCGGCUCCUGUGGAAGCUCCAGUGAAUAGUCCUGUUCCAGAAAUCGCUGCAGUAGAAACUACAGCACCGACUGAAACAAUCCCAGCUCCUGUGGAACCACCAGUGGAUAAUCCUGUUCCAGAAAUCGCUGCAGUAGAAGCUGCAGCACCGCCGGAAACAAUCCCAGCUCCUGUGGAAGCUCCAGUGGAUAAUCCUGUUCCAGAAAUCGCUGCAGUAGAAGCUGCAGCACCGCCGGAAACAAUCCCAGCUCCUGUGGAAGCUCCAGUGGAUAAUCCUGUUCCAGAAGUCGCUGCAGUAGAAACAAUCCCAGCUCCUGUGGAAGCUCCAGUGGAAUAUACUGUUCCAGAUCUCGCCGCAGUAGAAGCUGCAGCACCGCCGGAAACAAUCCCAGCUCCUGUGGAAGCUCCAGUGAAUAGUCCUGUUCCAGAAAUCGGUGCAGUAGAAACAAUCCCAGCUCCUGUGGAAGCUCCAGUGGAUAAUCCUGUUCCAGAAGUAGCUGCAGUAGAAGCUGCAGCACCAGCAGAAACAAUCCCAGCUUCAGUGGAAGCUCCAGUGGAUAAUCCUGUUCCAAAAAUCGCUGCAGUAGAAACAAUCCCAGCUCCAGUGGAAGCUCCAGUGGAUAAUCCUGUUCCAGAAAUCGCUGCAGUAGAAAUUACAGCACCGGCGGAAACAAUUCCAGCUCCUGUGGAAGCUCCAGUGGAUAGUCCUGUUCCAGAAAUCGCUGCAGUAGAAACAAUCCCAGCUCCUGUGGAAGCUCCAGUGGAUAAUCCUGUUCCAGAAGUAUCUGCAGUAGAAGCUGCAGCACCAGCAGAAACGAUCCCAGCUCCUGUGGAAGCACCAGUGGAUAAUCCUGUUCCAGAAAUCGCUGCAGUAGAAGCUGCAGCACCGCCGGAAACAAUCCCAGUUCCUGUGGAACCACCAGUGGAUAAUCCUGUUCCAGAAAUCGCUGCAGUAGAAGCUGCAGCACCGCCGGAAACAAUCCCAGCUCCUGUGGAAGCACCAGUGGAUAAUCCUGUUCCAGAAAUCGCUGCAGUAGAAGCUGCAGCACCAGCAGAAACAAUCCCAGCUCCUGUGGAAGCUCCAGUGGAUAGUCCUGUUCCAGAAAUCGCUGCAGUAGAAGCUGCAGCACCAGCAGAAACAAUCCCAGCUCCUGUGGAAGCUCCAGUGGAUAGUCCUGUUCCAGAAAUCGCUGCAGUAGAAACAAUCCCAGCUCCUGUGGAAGCUCCAGUGGAUAGUCCUGUUCCAGAAAUCGCUGCAGUAGAAACAAUCCCAGUUCCUGUGGAACCACCAGUGGAUAAUCCUGUUCCAGAAAUCGCUGCAGUAGAAGCUGCAGCACCGCCGGAAACAAUCCCAGCUCCUGUGGAAGCACCAGUGGAUAAUCCUGUUCCAGAAAUCGCUGCAGUAGGAGCUGCAGCACCAGCAGAAACAAUCCCAGCUCCAGUGGAAGCUCCAUUGGAUAAUCCUGUUCCAGAAAUCGCUGCAGUAGGAGCUGCAGCACCAGCAGAAACAAUCCCAGCUCCAGUGGAAGCUCCAUUGGAUAAUCCUGUUCCAGAAAUCGCUACAGUAGAAACAAUCCCAGCUCCUGUGGAACCACCAGUGGAUAAUCCUGUUCCAGAAAUCGCUGCAGUAGAAGCUGCAGCACCAGCAGAAACAAUCCCAGCUCCAGUGGAAGCUCCAGUGGAUAGUCCUGUUCCAGAAAUCGCUGCAGUAGAAGCUGCAGCACCAGCAGAAACAAUCCCAGCUCCUGUGGAAGCUCCAGUGGAUAGUCCUGUUCCAGAAAUCGCUGCAGUAGAAACAAUCCUAGCUCCUGUGGAAGCUCCAGUGGAUAAUCCUGUUCCAGAAAUCGCUGCAGUAGAAACUACAGCACCGCCGGAAACAAUCCCUGCUCCUGUUGAACCACCAGUGGAUAAUCCUGUUCCAGAAAUCGCUGCAGUAGAAACAAUCCCAGCUCCUGUGAAAGCUCCAGUGGAUAAUCCUGUUCCAGAAAUCGCUUCAGUAGAAACUACAGCACCGGCGGAAACAAUCCCAGCUCCUGUGGAAGCUCCAGUGGAUAAUCCUGUUCCAGAAAUCGCUGCAGUAGAAGCUGCAGCACCGCCGGAAACAAUCCCAGUUCCUGUGGAACCACCAGUGGAUAAUCCUGUUCCAGAAAUCGCUGCAGUAGAAGCUGCAGCACCGCCGGAAACAAUCCCAGCUCCUGUGGAAGCACCAGUGGAUAAUCCUGUUCCAGAAAUCGCUGCAGUAGAAGCUGCAGCACCAGCAGAAACAAUCCCAGCUCCUGUGGAAGCUCCAGUGGAUAGUCCUGUUCCAGAAAUCGCUGCAGUAGGAGCUGCAGCACCAGCAGAAACAAUCCCAGCUCCAGUGGAAGCUCCAUUGGAUAAUCCUGUUCCAGAAAUCGCUGCAGUAGGAGCUGCAGCACCAGCAGAAACAAUCCCAGCUCCAGUGGAAGCUCCAUUGGAUAAUCCUGUUCCAGAAAUCGCUACAGUAGAAACAAUCCCAGCUCCUGUGGAACCACCAGUGGAUAAUCCUGUUCCAGAAAUCGCUGCAGUAGAAGCUGCAGCACCAGCAGAAACAAUCCCAGCUCCAGUGGAAGCUCCAGUGGAUAGUCCUGUUCCAGAAAUCGCUGCAGUAGAAGCUGCAGCACCAGCAGAAACAAUCCCAGCUCCUGUGGAAGCUCCAGUGGAUAGUCCUGUUCCAGAAAUCGCUGCAGUAGAAACAAUCCCAGCUCCUGUGGAAGCUCCAGUGGAUAAUCCUGUUCCAGAAAUCGCUGCAGUAGAAACUACAGCACCGCCGGAAACAAUCCCUGCUCCUGUUGAACCACCAGUGGAUAAUCCUGUUCCAGAAAUCGCUGCAGUAGAAACAAUCCCAGCUCCUGUGAAAGCUCCAGUGGAUAAUCCUGUUCCAGAAAUCGCUUCAGUAGAAACUACAGCACCGGCGGAAACAAUCCCAGCUCCUGUGGAAGCUCCAGUGGAUAAUCCUGUUCCAGAAAUCGCUGCAGUAGAAGCUGGAGCACCGCCGAAAACAAUCCCAGCUCCUGUGGAAGCUCCAGUGGAUAGUCCUGUUCCAGAAAUCGCUGCAGUAGAAACAAUCCCAGCUCCUGUGGAACCACCAGUGGAUAAUCCUGUUCCAGAAAUCGCUGCAGUAGAAGCUGCAGCACCAGCAGAAACAAUCCCAGCUCCAGUGGAAGCUCCAGUGGAUAGUCCUGUUCCAGAAAUCGCUGCAGUAGAAGCUGCAGCACCAGCAGAAACAAUCCCAGCUCCUGUGGAAGCUCCAGUGGAUAGUUCUGUUCCAGAAAUCGCUGCAGUAGAAACAAUCCCAGCUCCUGUGGAAGCUCCAGUGGAUAAUCCUGUUCCAGAAGUAGCUGCAGUAGAAGCUGCAGCACCGGCGGAAACAAUCCCAGCUCCUGUGGAAGCUCCAGUGGAUAAUCCUGUUCCAGAAAUCGCUGCAGUAGAAACUACAGCACCGCCGGAAACAAUCCCAGCUCCUGUUGAACCACCAGUGGAUAAUCCUGUUCCAAAAAUCGCUGCAGUAGAAACAAUCCCAGCUCCUGUGGAAGCUCCAGUGGAUAAUCCUGUUCCAGAAAUCGCUUCAGUAGAAACUACAGCACCGGCGGAAACAAUCCCAGCUCCUGUGGAAGCUCCAGUGGAUAAUCCUGUUCCAGAAAUCGCUGCAGUAGAAGCUGGAGCACCGCCGAAAACAAUCCCAGCUCCUGUGGAAGCUCCAGUGGAUAGUCCUGUUCCAGAAAUCGCUGCAGUAGAAACAAUCCCAGCUCCUGUGGAACCACCAGUGGAUAAUCCUGUUCCAGAAAUCGCUGCAGUAGAAGCUGCAGCACCAGCAGAAACAAUCCCAGCUCCAGUGGAAGCUCCAGUGGAUAGUCCUGUUCCAGAAAUCGCUGCAGUAGAAGCUGCAGCACCAGCAGAAACAAUCCCAGCUCCUGUGGAAGCUCCAGUGGAUAGUCCUGUUCCAGAAAUCGCUGCAGUAGAAACAAUCCCAGCUCCUGUGGAAGCUCCAGUGGAUAAUCCUGUUCCAGAAGUAGCUGCAGUAGAAGCUGCAGCACCGGCGGAAACAAUCCCAGCUCCUGUGGAAGCUCCAGUGGAUAAUCCUGUUCCAGAAAUCGCUGCAGUAGAAACUACAGCACCGCCGGAAACAAUCCCAGCUCCUGUUGAACCACCAGUGGAUAAUCCUGUUCCAGAAAUCGCUGCAGUAGAAACAAUCCCAGCUCCUGUGGAAGCUCCAGUGGAUAAUCCUGUUCCAGAAAUCGCUUCAGUAGAAACUACAGCACCGGCGGAAACAAUCCCAGCUCCUGUGGAAGCUCCAGUGGAUAAUCCUGUUCCAGAAAUCGCUGCAGUAGAAGCUGCAGCACCGCCGGAAACAAUCCCAGCUCCUGUGGAAGCUCCAGUGGAUAGUCCUGUUCCAGAAAUCGCUGCAGUAGAAGCUCCAGCACCGGCGGAAACAAUCCUAGCUCCUGUGGAACCACCAGGGGAUAAUCCUGUUCCACAAAUCGCUGCAGUAGAAGGUCCAGCACCAGCGGAAACAAUUCCAAAGCCUGUGGAGGCACCCGCGGAACCAAUCUCAUCUCCUGUGGAAGCACCAGUGGAUAUUCCAGUUCCAGAAAUCGCUGCACAAGAAUCCGUCGCACCAGCGGAAACGAUCCCAACUCCUGCGAAAGCUCCUGUGCAUAGUCCUGCUUCAGAAAUCUCCUCUGCAGUAGGUACUUCGGAAGCCGCCGAAACAAUUUCAUCUCUUGCUGUGGAAUCUUCUCUGGAUAAUCUUCCUCUGGAACCUGGCACAGUCGAUUCUGCGGCCUUGAAGUCAUCUGCAGAUGACCAUAAUAUUCUACAGACUGAACUGUUGGAUUCAGCUCAAGGAAGUGGGGCCUCAGAAUCCACCAAGGGUGAUGCUUCCAUGAUAGGUUCCAUUGCGGAGCGGGAAGUGAAAAAGUGGUACAAUGCCGUCGAGAUGCCAAAUAAUCCAUACGCACCGGAGGCCCUGAAGCAGCGCAUCAGUGGCACCCAGGAGCGGUACAUGGAUGUGCCGAACAUCAGUCCCAGUGCCGAGCAGAAAGCUCUGGCAUCGGCUCUAACGGAAAGCACUGACUCUGCCUCCCCACAAACUGAUUACAAGCGCUAUAGUCGCGAUUACUAUAUCAACGAUGCCCCCAAUGGCACUCCUGGAAGUGUAAGGACUAAUGCCACUGCAAGUGCAUCCAUCAAUUCUGAGGAUGCUGAGGACAUUGUGAUCAACGAGGCUCAAACGGCAAACGUGGCUGUCACCGAGCAGGAACAGUCCGAGGAAUCGGUUUUCAAAGCCUUACCAGUUCAGGUCCUGGACGAGUCCUUGGAGACCCAGUCGAAUCCUUCACUGUACUCUGUACAGACAACGAACACAACCACAAGCGAUGAGUCCGAUACGGUGCGCAUCUACGAUUUUAACAAGCAGGAAACUACGGUGAUUCGAGCUACUCCGGCGGAGCAGCAACCGAGCACCUCCACCACAUCGUCGAUGGAGUCGGCCCAGAGUGCUCCGGCUUCGGUUUCCUCCAUCGAUUCGUCCGUCUCCAAGAAGCGGGAGCGACCGGUGGUCUUGCAGUUUGGACCUGGCGACUCUGCUCCCACCGUAGGCUCACCCGUGAGCACUCCCACGCGGGGAUCUACACCGCCUGCGUUUAGAUUUCUGCAGCCCAAGCGGAAACUGAUCGAUCCCAGUCAGGUCUUGUCAGUAGAUGAAGAUGAUGAGCCUGAUCAGCCAAAAACUCCAGCAGCGGAGAAACCCGUCAUCGAAGACGAAGUGGCUCAUGCCAUGCCAUCUGUGAAAGCUCUUGCCCAGGCAUUCCUCCUGACCAGCAAGCAUACGCAAUAUGAACGUCGAUGGCGGGCCAAGGUCAGAAUAGCUGCACCACCAGAUACCCCCGAUAAGCCAGCCUCUUCACUGGCUAAACGUCACAAACUGGAGCAUGCCGUCUCCAUGGCUGAAGUGGCCGAUGAGGCCACCAUAGCUUCAGAUCUAUCAUCCCUCGAAACCGAUCCAUCCAUUCAUUCGGAGGGCCUGCCGCCAAUCGCAUCGCCAGCUAGUCCAGUUCCCGUGCGACAUGGCUUCCUUCGGAGUAACAUUGCUUUCUUUGAGAAUUUAAAGUUCAAGUAAAUGUGCGAAAAUGGGGAUCUACAAGCGUGCGGCCAUUGUUUGAUCUUCCCUGGAGGGAAAAUAAACGAAAAUGGCGAAGCACUCAGCCCAUAGUCCAUAAUCCAAACCAAAUCUUCGCCAAAAACCAUGUGCCAUGGCCUCUUCAUGCAUUUCCCAGACCGAAAUUACACACACAACAAAGUACUUAACUCCAAUCGGCACUCUGCAGUGUGCCAUUGUUACUUCUAGUUCGUAUUUACUAUUAUAUAAUUCUUAUAUCCAUGGAUACUAUUUAUUUAGCUCUAAGAUAUGUAUUAUGUACUUGUUAGGCCUAAGCGAAACAAUUUCCAAUUUCAGCUAAAAAAUGUUACAUUUCACCCGUUCUAGUUUAAAUAUGUUGUAUAAUUUUACUCAAUAAAACCUAAAGAGACAAAGAA